CACACGUGAGAAGUGACGAGGGGUUUAAUGAUACCACGUCCAAAAAUACACAUCAACAUGUAGCGAGAGAUCAAAGUUUGUGCGCUGAUGUGCAGCGUAACAUCAAAGAGGAAACAUAAAUGAAUCUGAGUGGAUUUGGCAACCCGAACAGCAUGGCUUGUUCUAUAGACAAGAAGAGCUGAAGUUAAAGUGGCUGCUGUGGCCGUGGUGCAGCACGAUGUACCGUUUGCCAUGGAGGAACAUUUCAGUCCAUUGUUCAGGGAUUGCUUCAAGGACUCUGUCACAGCACAGCAUUACAAAUGUGCCAGCACAAAAACAACGUGCAUGAUAAACGAAGCUGUGGCACCGCAUUUUAGGGAGGAGCUGGUCACCAAGAUGAAGACCAACCCCUUCACUCUAAUAAUAGAUGGAUCCAAUGAUACAGGACGAGAGAAAAUGAACCCCCUCACGGUCAGAGUGUUUGACGGCAAGGCUGUUGUUCACAGACAGAGAUUUUUGGAAGUGACUGGAUUUGACCCCGAAGAUCUUGCAGUGGAUGUUGGGCACUGGUUUAGAGGCAGUACGAACCGUAAAGAAUUCUGUGAGUUGCACGAAUACGACUAUAUGGAGAUACUUCAGCGUAUUUCCAUUCGUUGGCUGAGCCUGGAGCGGUGUUUGACACGGAUUCUACAGCAAUACGAGCCACUCACCAGCUAUUUCAAGUCGUCAAAUGAGAAACAACCAAGGUUCAGAAGGCUGGUGGAUGCAUUCUGUAACCCACUGACAGAGGUCUACCUGCUCUUCUAUCAUGCAACGUUGCCAGCCUUCUCCUUCAGAGAGAGAAAUCCUCAAUCUUCCUUCUCUAUGAAGAGAUGACCGAGUUCAUUCACAAGUUGUGUGGAAGGUUUUUGAAAGUCGAAGCGCCGCAGAGCCGAGCGGUGGAUGAGAUCCACUACAAGGAUCCAUCCAACCAACUGCCAGGUAAUGCUCCCCAAGUUUUCCAUAAGCAAAUACAUCAACUCUCCACCCACUGACCACAAAUGGCUCAUUCAGUUAUGAGGAUGUCACUGAUGUGAAGGGAUAUAGUAUAUACUUUAAGAGGAGUAUGAACAUUGGGAAAUGUGGGAGUCGUCCAUGACUAUUAUUGUCAAUGUACCUUUCUGAGGUUUAAGUCUUUGAUUUAAGUCUCUGGUAGGACAAAAGCAGAAUAUUGGGUUUACAACCCGAGCAACGCUCAGCAGGCUCCUUGAUGCAGGAGAUAUCACGCCACAGCAAGUGGAGAGGUUCCAUCAGGCAGCGCUGGCAUUUCUGAUAGGGGCAGUUGAGUAUGCUAUUGUGAAACUACCCCUGAAAGAGACCCUGCAGAAACAUGCCAGGUUUGUUGGUGUCCAGCAGAGGACUGAGUGUGAAGUGAAUGAUGCUGCAUACUUUGUGGAACGGUUUCCUGAACUGCUUCCAUACCAUGGACCCCAAGAGCAUGAUCAGCUGAGUGAGGAGUUCCUGGACUACCAGUUAAUGGACAUCCCUGUACCCCAAGAUCCAGCCAUGUUUGACAUUGAGGCUUUCUGGGGGGAUAUGAGCUCACUGAAGAACAGGGGAAGAAAUAUUCAGCACACACCCACUGACAUGAGCAGCUUAAUAACUGCAGAAAUAUGUAGGAGUGGAAUCAGGCUUCCUUGGUUCAUUUCUUUUUAAAGGUGACUGGUAUGAGCAGAUUUCCGAGGCCGUCUACAAUAGCCAGACUGGUAUUAGUUCUGCCUCACUCAAAUGCAGAUGCAGAGAGGGUUUUUCCAUGGUGGGGCUUAAUAAAACCAAAACCAGGAACGCGUUGGCUCUGGAUGGAACUCUGUCAUCCAUCAUGACUGUAAAAAUGGCUGACAUUGAACCACAUUGCUUUAAAUGGGAGCCCCCAAUAUCGGUCAUCAAGGCAUCAAAAUCUGCCACAAACACUUACAACACACAUCAUCACUCAUAAACACAAACACACACAGCUGCUGUUCAUUUGUUUGUUUGUUGUUUAACGCCAUGUUUACCCAUUGGUCACUCUCAUGGUAAGAUAGGUACCUAGCUUUGUUCGGGUUAUUUAUUCAUCUUCUUUAUCUUCUGUCCUUUCUGUGUUUAUUUGUAGAUGUGUAUUAUCAGUCCUGUAUUUUUCAAAUCAUUCAUCUGAGUUUCUGUGGUGAGUUUUCUUCAUGUCAGUAGGUUAGUGCACUAACUGAGUCAGUAUCAGGUGUAAAACUGAAUUAAAGAAAUUUCCUAGAAAAUUAAAUGCUUAAUAUUAAUCAAUAGUGUCUUCAGAUGAGUGUAAGUAUAAUAAAAAAUGUACUUUA
This is a messenger RNA of Trichomycterus rosablanca, 2309 nucleotides long. RefSeq lists its product as uncharacterized. Bases 232 to 855 code for a protein of 207 amino acids. The transcript is spliced from 8 exons. Lineage: Eukaryota; Metazoa; Chordata; Actinopteri; Siluriformes; Trichomycteridae. The record is from RefSeq and is a predicted model, not a curated record.